Messenger RNA from Xenopus laevis (African clawed frog), 1957 nucleotides. It is a transcript of the gene fam81b.L, whose product is annotated as family with sequence similarity 81 member B L homeolog. NCBI's taxonomy places the organism in Eukaryota, Metazoa, Chordata, Amphibia, Anura, Pipidae. The record is from RefSeq and is a predicted model, not a curated record. The transcript is spliced from 9 exons. Bases 344 to 1447 code for a protein of 367 amino acids.
UGAGUGUGAUGCCAUGAGGAGGCUUCUCUGUCUAUGGGACAGACAAAUGCAAUAGAGCAAGAGGAGCUUUUAGUUUGGGUGGAUCAUUAUUUCACAGUCAGCCACAAUCUGCAGCAAGUGGGUCUCAUUACCAAGACCCUGUCCUUUAUCUUCCAUUCUGUGUCUAAACAGUAGUCAGGUACUAAGUGAAGUUUGUGCAAGAGAUAAUUAUGUUUGGUCACUUUGUUUACCUGUGAGUCAUGUUUCUAGGAUAUGAAGCUGUUCUGUGGCCAGAGGCUAAAUCAGAGCUGGGGACAAGCCACACUCAUUGAAUGAAGAUAUAACUAAAGCAGCGCUGAGGAAAAUGUCAAGAGAAAAUUCUGCACAGUUGGUUCCCUAUGGCGAUAGAGGACAGUCUUUCCUACCAGCCAUACACAUGAAUCGGGUGGAUGUACUUGAAGGCAGGCUAUCUAACCAGGAGAAGACCACCAGCACCUUGCUAGAUCAGGCCUUCAAGAUAAAAGACGACGUUUCAUCUUUGCGGGGGAUCCAUGGAAGCCAUUGGGAUACAGUGGCCCAAAAGCUGCUAGAAAACCACAUGCAGACAAUUACACAGAUAGUCAAACAGCUCAGUAGAGAUAUUGAGACUUUGGAGAAUGAAAUCCGAGACAGAGAUCAAGUGAGCACGGGAACAAGUUUUGCGGUUCAGAAUUUGGACAAGAGACACCUUUAUGGCAUUGGUGAUCUACGAGGUCGAGUGGCCAGAUGUGAUGCCAGCAUUGCAAAACUCUCUGGGGAUUUGGCCACUACAAAGCACGGAAUUCAGGCACAGGAGAAAGAGAUUCGCAGCAUAAACGCUUCACUGGAAUCACAUAUGAAGGAGGCAGAUUUUAAGGUAAUGCAGCUAUUAGGAAAGAUGGAAGCUUCCAUUUCUGAGCAAAGCAACAAAGUAAAAUCCGCACAGGGGGAGCAACAUCACGAGAUCCAGCUUCUAGAUUUCAAGCUGGGCGGGUUGCUUAAUGACAUACAAGGACAAAUCCAAAAUCACCGCAGAUGGACAGAAUCCCAAAUACAAAAAACAUCCCAAGAGCAGGCUCACAGCUUAGAGCAGCUCCUCAGUGCCAUUCAGCAGAAAAUGGAUAUAUCAGAGAAGAGGCUGCAGGACAAUCUCCAUCACCUUACAAUAAAAGUGGAAAAUACAGCCGAGAUGCAAAGGAUUGAGACUAAGCUGAGCAAACUGAAACAUGCCGAGGACAAAACCAAUGCAAGAAUUAAUAAAAUUGAAGCGGAAGUCUGGGAUGAGUUGGAAAAUAUAAAGAGUGAAUACAGAGCAGGAUUUCAGUCAAUCCAAGAAUCUCUAAAUUCUCUUCAACAAAUACAAGAGACAAAGGUGACCCUGGAAACCAAGAAAGUCCAUAGAGACAUCAAGCAAUUACGGCGCAAUAUUGUAGAAUUAAAGGAUAUGUAAGAUUUCCCUCGAAUCCUAACAUUAAGCCAUAACACGGCUUGUAUUUCUAUACUUGUAUCUCUCCAAUGCAAUGGCUUUAAACAUGCAGGUUGGACAACUCUCUCUAAAUUCUCUGUGGUGUGAAGAAUUGGAAAUUAUAGACAGAACUUCUUGCUUUAAGUUGUCUCCAAAAUAAUGAUUUUCCGCACAGACUGGAUGCAUCAUUCUGGGAAUUAGAGGGUAGAACAUAUCCAGUAUUAGAGCACACGCACCUGUAACUUUCUUGCUCACACUUUACAGUAGCAAGAACACAUUUAUAAAUCGUAUAAACCAAUUCAUAUGAAUAUUCAGUAGCAUUUGUUUUAAUCUGCUCAAACCCAUUUACUGAUAUUGGCCAAGACAGGAACUCCUGGCAACCAAAUAUAUUGUUACAGUAAAUGAGCCCAGAUUGUCUAGAUACUCUGUUUAAUGCAAUUUUAUAUUAUAUAAUAUAAAGCGAAUUGUUUUUUGGAAUAAAAUAUAUGUAUACUA